Messenger RNA from Hipposideros armiger (great roundleaf bat), 1838 nucleotides. RefSeq names its product asporin (gene ASPN). NCBI's taxonomy places the organism in Eukaryota, Metazoa, Chordata, Mammalia, Chiroptera, Hipposideridae. The transcript is spliced from 8 exons. Gene Ontology annotation, molecular function: protein binding. The coding region runs from base 250 to 1455 and encodes 401 amino acids. The record is from RefSeq and is a predicted model, not a curated record.
CGUCUAGAGUUUAGCUAGAAGUCUUGGCUACAAUACAAACAAUGAUGGAAAACACAUGAGCAGUUACAAGUUUUAAUCUCGCUUCUCAGUACUAACAUGGGCUAAUCUGUGGAAACAGCUUAUUCCAGUGUCACCCAGGGUGCAGCCACACCAGGCUCUGCUGAAAGGUGCUUUUCUCUGUAAAUGUAAUACCUCACCUUUUCUUCUUAAGUAGUAUCUGAGAACAUUUACAUUACAGAUAAGUGGUACAUGGUGGAAAAUUCUUCCUUCAAGAGGACUUACUCUCUUCUUACAAGUGUCUGCUCAGUCUCAGGUUGGUCCCCUACACCAGACAACAUGAAGGAGUGUGUGUUCCUAGUGCUCUUGGCUUUAUGCUCCGCCAAACCCUUGUUUCGCCCUUCAUACAUGAUGCUGAAGAAUAUGAUGCUGAAGGACAUGGAAGAUGAAGGUGAUGGUGACGUUGACCCUGAUAACUCUCUUUUUCCAACAAGAGAGUCAAUUAACCCCUUCUUCCCAUUUGAUCUGUUUCCAACGUGUCCGUUUGGAUGCCAGUGCUACUCGAGAGUUGUACACUGUUCUGAUCUAGGUCUGUCCUCCAUCCCAAGCAACAUUCCAUUUGAUACUCGAAUGGUUGACCUUCAAAACAAUAAAAUUAAGGAAAUCAAAGAAAAUGAUUUUAAAGGACUCACUUCACUUUAUGCUUUGGUCCUGAACAACAACAAGCUAACAAAGAUUCACCCAAAAGCCUUUCUAACCACAAAGAAGUUGAGAAGGCUGUAUUUGUCCCACAAUCAACUAAAUGAAAUACCACUUAAUCUUCCCAAAUCAUUAGCAGAACUCAGAAUUCAUGAUAACAAAGUUAAGAAAAUACAAAAGGAGACAUUCAAAGGAAUGAAUGCUUUACAUGUUCUGGAAAUGAGUGCAAACCCUCUCGACAAUAAUGGGAUUGAGCCAGGGGCAUUUGAAGGGGUGACGGUGUUCCAUAUCAGGAUUGCAAAAGCAAAACUGACCUCAAUUCCUAAAGAACUACCAUCAACUUUGUUAGAGCUUCACUUAGAUGAUAAUAAAAUUUCAACUGUGGAACUGGAAGAUUUUAAACGAUACAAAGAUCUGCAAAGGCUGGGCCUAGGAAACAACAGAAUCACAGAUAUCGAAAAUGGAAGUCUUGCUAACAUACCACGCGUAAGAGAAAUACACUUGGAAAACAAUAAACUAAAAAAAAUCCCUCCAGGAUUACAGGAAUUGAAAUACCUCCAGAUAAUCUUCCUUCAUUCUAAUUCAAUUACGAAAGUGGGAGUAAAUGACUUCUGCCCAACAGUGCCAAAGAUGAAGAAAUCUUUAUACAGUGCAAUAAGUUUAUUCCACAACCCGAUGAAGUACUGGGAAGUACAACCCGCAACAUUUCGUUGUGUUUUGAGCAGAAUGAGUGUUCAGCUUGGGAACUUCAGAAAGUAAUAAGUAGUAAUUAAUAAUAUCCACUUAAUAUAAAAUGCAAAAAUUGUUCCAUUUGGAAUACUUGAACUCUGUUAAUAAUGGUGGUAUUAUGUACAGAGGCAAAAAUCUAUUCCCACACGGUAAGUCCAGUGACUGACUUUAGGACAAAAAAUUUCAACAGAAUUUUGCAAAACGAUUGCUACAGCAGGAUUAAGAGAAGGAUCUACUGCAGUUUUCUUUUGUAUACAAAUGAUUUUGCAUAAUACUUUUUCUCAGUAACAAAAAAAAAGACAUUCAGUAUAUAACACUUUGCUAUCAAGUGCAUUUUAAAAAGAAUUAUACUGUAAAUGGAAUGCUUGACUUACAAAAUCUGUGCUCUUCCAUUUGCUGUUAGAAAAACAAAA